Diceros bicornis minor is the source of this 853-nucleotide messenger RNA. Its product is annotated as 5-hydroxyisourate hydrolase-like. NCBI's taxonomy places the organism in Eukaryota, Metazoa, Chordata, Mammalia, Perissodactyla, Rhinocerotidae. The record is from RefSeq and is a predicted model, not a curated record. The transcript has 4 exons. The coding region runs from base 141 to 671 and encodes 176 amino acids. Gene Ontology annotation, biological process: purine nucleobase metabolic process. Gene Ontology annotation, molecular function: hydroxyisourate hydrolase activity.
CCACCCUGAAGGAAGCUCCCGGAGCCCUCGAGGUGGACACUGGGGUGGCACCGCCCCCGCGAGCGGGACGCCCGCCCCUCCCCCCUCCCGGGUGGGUUAGACACGUGGCCCCCAGGCCGGGGAGGUGCCAGGGUCAGGGCAUGGGCCGGCCCCGGGAGGUGCCUGCUCCCGGGACCACCGCCCGUUCUUGCAGCGGCUCGUGUGGCGUGACCUCUGGCCACCUCGCGCAGUCCAGCCGGCCAGCCGUGAGCUCGAGGGCUGCCCCGCGGCUGCGGACGCUCCAGCGACACCUGGGCUCCCCGGAGGGCAGAGGCAUGGAGCCUGUCAGCAGCCCACUGACCACACAUGUGCUGGACACCGCCUCAGGGCUCCCAGCCCAGGGCCUCUGCCUCCGUCUGUCCAGGCUGGAGGACCAUGGCCAGCAGUGGACCGAGCUCAGGAAAAGCUACACCGACCCUGACGGCCGCUGCCCUGGGCUCCUGCCACCAGGCCAGAUGAAGGCAGGCACCUACAAGCUGUCCUUCGACACCGAGGGUUACUGGAAGAAGAGGGGGCAGGAGAGCUUCUAUCCAUACGUGGAGGUCGUUUUCACCAUCACAGACGAGACCCACAAGUUCCACGUACCCCUGCUGCUGAGCCCGUGGUCCUACACCACGUACCGAGGGAGCUAGUGGCCAAGCCACUGUCGCUCUGGCUGACUGCCAGCUGCCCUACGAGCACCAAUCCCAUCACCACAGCCACCAAGCCACCCCCAGCCCUCAGCAGACUGGGCUCCAUGUUCCUCUGGGGGCGUCUGGCCCCCAGUCUCCCAGUGGCAGCUGUGACUCAGACAUCAAUAAAGUCGGUGCUGGCA